Messenger RNA from Naegleria lovaniensis, 483 nucleotides. RefSeq lists its product as uncharacterized. The transcript has a single exon. NCBI's taxonomy places the organism in Eukaryota, Heterolobosea, Eutetramitea, Acrasida, Naegleriidae. Bases 1 to 483 code for a protein of 160 amino acids. The record is from RefSeq and is a predicted model, not a curated record.
AUGAAAGCCAUGAAUCCUUUUGCCAUUGUAUUUGAACCCUAUCGAGCUAAGGCCUCGUCCAAAGUGUUCACUCUUGAAUCUUUCAUUGCAGCUUGUAAGAUUGGUGAAAAAGUUUUGAAGGAAAUUUCAUCCGAAGAUCUCAUGAUCAGUAUUAUGGUGAAGGAAUACAAAAACAAGGCUCUACAUGAUUACGAGACGUUGAUGUUAAGGUUAUCAUUUCCAAUGUCUGGUGCAAGUUUGAAGGAGUGUCAUGAACAAAAUGCUUUAAAAUCGGCUAUAGAAAAUAUCAUGUCUCUUCCCAUGCUAAAGAUCUUAAUGAAUGACCAUCAAAUACAAGAUUUGAUUUCUCGUGUGAACUCUUCCAUUCAGAAAGAGAAAUACUCAACCGAUCUUCAUGGAAAUUCCUACUCAGCUCAAGAAUGGUUUGUAAUGAAAACAAUACAGCCACUCGCGAGAAAGGUACAGAAAUUCGAAACGAAAUGA